AUGGGGAGAACUCUUUUCAUUUUUCUUCUAACAAUUACUCACGUUUCACUAUUAUUUAACUCAGUCAUUGCGACGAGUUCAAAGAAAGGGUUCAGCAUAAAGUUGAUUCAUAUAGACUCCAAAGAAUCACCUUUAUAUCCAGGUGACCAGUUAACGCGAGACGAAAGGCUUCAGAGACUUGUCGAACUAUCAAAAGCUCAAGCUCGUUAUAUCCGGUCAAAAAUAAUGCUCUGUAAUGCAACACGCUCUAUGAAUCCCGAUGUUGCACGGUUUCCUGUAAUUUACGGACAUAGAAUGUUUUAUGUUGCAAAGGUUGGUUUAGGUACAUUUCUAGGUAGUCAACAACCAUUUAUUAAUUAUUAUUUGAUAGUUGAUUCAGGUAGUGAUGAUACGUGGGUUCAAUGCGAAGGUGCCACUGAAGCUUUUAACCAAGAUAUGCCAUUUUAUCCUUGGAGUUUGUCAUCUACAUAUUAUUAUGUUCCUUGUAAUACACAUCCUCGUUGCAUGGGACAAAACUGCAAUUCUGAUGGCCAAUGCACUUACGUAACAAAUUAUUUGACUAGAUCAUCAUCAUCUGGUAUUUUUGCUGCAGAAAAAUUCACUUUAGGUUCCGAUAUUGGUGGCUUUGAAAGUAUUGAACUACGCAUGGGUUGUGGUUUCUGCCAAGAGAAUUCCGACCACGUUAUUGGUAGCAAUCAUUUACGUGGUAAACCAUAUCUUAUUGCAGGAAUACUCGGUUUAGGACCCGGACCAUGGUCUUUUAUAAAUCAACUGGGUGCAGCUGGACAAGGUAAAUUUUCCUACUGCUUCGAUAUUUAUAAUCAGAAUAUUGAGGGAUCGGAUACAUAUUUAAGAUUUGGCGCAGAUGCUACAAUCGGAGGCGCGGGUCAAGAAGUACAUACAACUCCCAUGGUUGCGCCUAAGUCUGAUUUUUCGUUCUAUUAUUUAAGUCUAGAAGAUAUUAGUGUAGGUAACAAAAGAGUAGGAUUUCCCAAAGGUAUUUUCAAGCGUCGCAGUGAAGGAAAAGGCGGUACUGUCAUAGAUUCCGGUACUCUGAUAUCUAUGAUGUAUGGACAUCAUUUUGAUGUGGUUGCAGAUUUGGUGAGAGCACAUUUUAACGAACUCGUAGUUGAAUAUAUUGGUUCCCUACAAAAUUUUGAUGCUUGUUUCCGUAUACCGGGAAGAUUUGAUAUUACUAAUUAUCCUUCCAUUACACUUCACUUUCAACAGGACGACUAUCUUAUUUCAGAUUAUAUAGCUAAUUUUAUAAUAAUCAGGGAAAAUGUUUGUUUAGGCAUUUUCCGAAUGGAAAAUGAUUUACCGACUUUUAUUUUAGGAGUUAAUCAACAAGCUAAUAAAAGGAUUUUGUAUAACAUUAUGGAUGAGUCACUCUCAUUUGCUACAGAGCAUUGUGAAUUAGGUUCAUGA
Papaver somniferum (opium poppy) is the source of this 1428-nucleotide messenger RNA. RefSeq names its product aspartic proteinase CDR1-like. The record is from RefSeq and is a predicted model, not a curated record. Gene Ontology annotation, cellular component: extracellular region. The coding region runs from base 1 to 1428 and encodes 475 amino acids. Lineage: Eukaryota; Viridiplantae; Streptophyta; Magnoliopsida; Ranunculales; Papaveraceae. The transcript has a single exon.